GAGUUUCAGGCCCGGGAGUGAACAUAAUAGUACACUCGCAAAGCCGAAUAAAAACGAAGGCUGAGGGGCUUACGUUGCAAACCUCCCUUGCUUGGCUAAUCAUUUGGACCACCCACCAAGAUGGCGACGGGGAUUCCCCCAAGGGCAUAAGGAGAGGAUAGGUUUCCAAGACCGUACCGCAAGCGAUCCAUGUUAACGUUUAGAGCAAGCAUCGGGGCUCUCAACAAAAGUCACCUGGAUACCUUCAUCAAAAGGUGCUCAAGCCGCCAUGGAGAGCAGUGGCAGGGGAAACGCGUGCGACUACAGCCACAACGUCACCUUCUUCUACGAUUACGUAGGUAAGGAGAUCAGCAGAGACUGGGGUGUCAGGGACUGUGUGGUCGUGGUCCUGGGCCUGACCAUCUGCCUCAUUAUGAUCCUGUCCAAUAUAAUGGUGAUGGCGGCCAUCUUGAUCAACCGACGCUUCCACUUCCCCAUCUACUUCCUGCUAGCCAACAUGGCCGCUGCGGACCUGUUCGCCGGCUUGGCCUACACCAACCUCGUGCUCAACACAGGACCCUGGACCAUCAGGCUGUCCAAGCAGCAAUGGUUCAUUAGGAAUGCUCUGGUGGACAUGAGCCUGACGGCGUCUGUGGCCAACCUGCUGGCUGUGGCGGUGGAGCGUCACCAGACCAUAAUUACCAUGCAGCUGCACAGCAAGAUGACCAAACGGCGGGUGGUGCUGCUGAUCGUGUGUAUCUGGGCAGUGUCUAUCAUCAUGGGGCUGGUCCCUUCCAUGGGGUGGAACUGUGAGUGCCAGCUUAGCGACUGCUCCAUCAUCGCCCCGCUCUACAGCCGCAGGUAUAUGAUCUUCUGGGCGUCUCUCAACCUGCUCACCUUUUCUGUCAUGGUGGCUGUGUACGCACGCAUCUAUGUCUACGUGAGACGUAAGGGUAAACGGAUGUCUCAGCACAGCUCCCACCAUCUGAGGCACAACGAGACUGUCUUUAACCUCAUGAAGACUAUCUCUAUUGUACUGGGUGUGUUUGUCAUCUGUUGGACACCGGGCCUGAUGACUCUGUUGCUAGAUGGGAUCAUGGGUAAAGACAGCCAUGCCUUGACCUAUGAGAAGUACUGUCUGAUCCUGGCUGAGUGUAACUCCCUGGUUAACCCUAUUAUCUACUCCUUCCGGGACGAGGAGAUGAGAAGGACCUUUAAGUAUAUCCUGUGCUGCCUGUGUAGGAGGAGCUCUGACCACCAGGGGGAGCAGUCCCCUGUGGAGUUCAACACACUGCAACCAGAGGUAGAUAAUGGUUGUGAAGUAAAAUCAGAGAAAGCCAACUUUACUGCCCUCCAGCUGAUAAAGACAGAGUGGUGACAAGCCUCUUCACCCUGACAGCUGGAUUCAAUCAUAUUGACACCAUGGACAUUAAGAUCUACAGCCACUCGUGAAUUUAGGCCUCUAUUCAAUCUGUCGCUGAAGCGUUACAAAUUGCAAGGUGAUUUCCGAUUGACAUAUGCAGCGUUUACUGUGAAUGAGUCUCUGCUAAUGCGGGAACCUUGCGUUUAAAUUUAAAUCACUGUUACGCUGAACUUCCGUGAUACAGAUUGAAUAAAGCUGUUAGUGGGGUUAAAACAGGAGGACAAUGGACAAGCACUGGACAAUAUGGUUAUUAUAACGCCAUACUCUCGUGUACAUUUUGGGAUGCUUGUUUGUACAGUAUGUUUUGUUUAUCUAGAUGCGUUACACUAAUACUGAGAUAUUCAGAAACAGACAAACUGUCUAGGGAAAGACUACCUCCAUGUGCCACAGUUCAAUUGUGUGAUACAUAACGAGCCAUGUGAUGCUUUAAAAAUACCAGCAUGGGGAUAUAGGGAAGCCUGGAAUUUAAGCUUAAAAUCACCCUUUCACUAUUUACUAAAAAUGAAACUGCGUGACAUUCGAUCAUGCAUACAUUUUGCGUACGGGUGGUCCUGUGAAUCGAACCCACAACCCUGGCAUUGCAAGCUCCGUGCUCUAUCUACUUUACCAACAUAGCUACAGAGGCGGGUUGCAAUUAUGAAAAACUGAGUUUAAAUGUAUUUGGCUAAGGUUUAUGUAAACUUCAACUGUGUAAAACCAUCAAAGGGUGUCAUUAUUUUUGUUUAAAAUGUCACAAGAGCAUAGAUAAUGACUAAUCAUAAAAAUAAAAACCAACCCCAAAUAAUGAAAAGCACAAUUAUUUUAUUCAUUUUUUUCUUCUAAUAAGGAACACUACAACUUGUCAUUCUUUUUACUCGUUCUAGAACAAUUCUAAAGUUGAGGUAUAAAAUAAGUUCGUACAGACUCGCAGGUCUUGAAACAGUGGGGUUUUAUAUACAAGAGACAGAGGUAGAGACGAGAGGGGGUAUUUAAAAUACAAGGGGACAAAGAAGAGGGAGCAAUAUACAAAGAUACUAACAAAACAAAGUGACACAUUAAAAGGGUUUAAUGUAUCGUGUGAUUUGGUGCUGUGGAAUUCUACGGUCGCAGAUAGAAUAUUCUGUGGUAGAAUCCUACAGUAGGUGACUCACUAUUGGCUCAACCUGUAUAGGAAUAGCUCCAUUUUUACGUUUAACUGUAUCGUUAGUAUAAAAAAGUGGGAGAAAACAAAAUAUAAAAAAUUAAAUAGGGUCAAUCCAGACAAAAUGGCCGAAGUUAAAUGGAUAAGGGAUUUCUAAAAAUGUGAGAGAAAGAGACUUUGUUCCCCAGUUGAGGUAAGGGCUGAUUAAAUGCAUUCACGGUAUAUGCUAGCAAGAUGGCCAACAAUGGCGCUGGCAUUAAUUCAGCGGUUACUGCUAAAAUGCGGUUUCACAGAAGUUCCAAUUGGAAUUCACACAGUACUAAACAAAACUACAAUACCCAUAACCCAAAUGAACAAAAAGACCAAGUUAAAAUAAUGCAAUAAUCACUCAAAAAAUAAUAAUUAACUUGACCCCAACCUCAGGAGAACAUUAAAGACCAAACAAUCAGGCAACUCACCCAAAAAUAAAGCAGAGGGUUUAUAAAAAGAGAAACGAACAUUCCACAAUCUGUACAGUGACAUCCAUUUACGACUGGUAGAAAAAGACAAGACUAAUUUGGUGUAGUAGUGGUAAGAUAUAAUAAGCUAUAUGAAAUGUUUAUAAUAACAGUAAACAAGGACACUAAUUUGGGUAAUACAAUAGAGUUCUCUGUAACGAUGUACGUAUAUCUGUUUAAUAUAUAGUUUGUCCUUUUAUCAAAAUGCCCGGUACUCUUAACAGUUGAUGUAUGAUUGUAAAUAACAAUUUUAAGCUGAAUAAAAAUAAAAGGAAAUGAAAUCA
This is a messenger RNA of Oncorhynchus kisutch (coho salmon), 3303 nucleotides long. RefSeq names its product lysophosphatidic acid receptor 2a (gene lpar2a). The transcript has 8 exons. Gene Ontology annotation, molecular function: lysophosphatidic acid receptor activity. Gene Ontology annotation, cellular component: membrane. Gene Ontology annotation, biological process: G protein-coupled receptor signaling pathway. Lineage: Eukaryota; Metazoa; Chordata; Actinopteri; Salmoniformes; Salmonidae. The record is from RefSeq and is a predicted model, not a curated record. Bases 269 to 1357 code for a protein of 362 amino acids.